Molecule: messenger RNA, 783 nt
Organism: Histoplasma capsulatum G186AR
Lineage: Eukaryota; Fungi; Ascomycota; Eurotiomycetes; Onygenales; Ajellomycetaceae
Exons: 5
Coding region: 1-783 (260 amino acids)
Source: RefSeq, a predicted model, not a curated record
AUGCUCCGGGACGUUGGAAUCCUUAGUCAGGCCAUGGACGGAGCCAGCAAAAUCCUUCGCCGCGGACUUGGCUUCCUUGAUCCAACUGAAAUCCGUUCCCCUCGACCCAGACCCGACUUUCAGAUGAGUUGGCGAUGCGAUGUUUCAAGUUUGACAGGCCGCCACACCAAAGGCUUGAAGAAUCAGGAUCUGGGGCACAAUGUCGUCGUCAUAUGGCCUUGGGCAAAAAGCUCCAAUAGCAGCUCCUGUGAAGCGCAUAGGCCCACAACUAUCAUAAGAUCUCCCCUCCACACGAGCCUUGGUGUUGCCGCAGUGUGCUUUGCUUAUCUGCAUCAAGACGCGGAUAUUUAUAAUUCCCCCAAAUUGAUGGCGAGCUAUUUAGUAUUAUUAACAAUAAAGCUUCGGGUUCCAUUAUUUCUCGGCAUUCUCAAUUUCCUGGAAUGUCCUCGACUUCCCUCAACAUGCCUUGGUCGUAAUCAUAAGCUGGUGGCUGGUGGUGUCCCCACAUUCCUUCCAUCGUGCCACUUCAUCAUUGUUGGAAGCGGGGAACGGAAACCGGCAGCGAAAAAGAAGAAAAUGGGAGCAGGCAAGGAUGUCAAGCAAGCCUUGAGUUCAGAUAAUCGAGGAACCAGGAAGGCUCCCUGGGGCUUGAGCCUUGCCCCUGCUAAUUGCAAGCUUGGACCCAAACCGGCCUGUUUAAUUAAGCGCCAGAGAUCUGGUGACGAGAGGGAGAAUCGAUGCACCGACAGUGACCUCGAGACGGAAGGUUUCCCAGAGCUCUGA